Messenger RNA from Histoplasma capsulatum G186AR, 2521 nucleotides. Its product is annotated as casein kinase I. Gene Ontology annotation, cellular component: cytoplasm; nucleus. The coding region runs from base 151 to 1356 and encodes 401 amino acids. Gene Ontology annotation, molecular function: ATP binding; protein serine/threonine kinase activity. Gene Ontology annotation, biological process: peptidyl-serine phosphorylation; signal transduction; endocytosis. NCBI's taxonomy places the organism in Eukaryota, Fungi, Ascomycota, Eurotiomycetes, Onygenales, Ajellomycetaceae. The transcript is spliced from 4 exons. The record is from RefSeq and is a predicted model, not a curated record.
CCCCUCUCUUCAAAGUGGUCCUUAUACUUCCUAUUAUACGCGUUAACGUUCUGGAGGUACCGACAGCUUUUUUAACGACACUAUCCAAUAAACCCUGCAACUCCCAUUCUCCUCAGAAAAACAGCGUCAAGCUGCAUCAUUCCUGCCACGAUGACGACAAUGGACCUCCGUGUCGGUAACAAAUACCGGAUUGGCCGUAAAAUAGGCAGCGGCAGUUUCGGUGACAUUUAUCUCGGCACCAAUAUCAUUUCCGGAGAAGAGAUCGCUAUCAAACUUGAGAGCGUAAAGGCCAAACACCCACAGCUUGAAUAUGAGGCCCGUGUCUACAAAUCUCUGGCCGGAGGCGUCGGGAUUCCCUUUGUUCGCUGGUACGGCACCGAAUGUGACUACAAUGCAAUGGUCAUCGAUUUGCUUGGCCCCAGCUUGGAAGAUCUAUUCAACUUUUGCAACCGCAAAUUCUCCCUGAAGACCGUGCUUCUGUUGGCUGAUCAGCUUAUCUCCCGUAUCGAAUACAUCCAUGCAAAAUCUUUUAUUCACCGUGAUAUCAAACCGGACAACUUCUUGAUGGGCAUUGGGAAACGUGGCAAUCAAGUCAACGUGAUCGAUUUCGGUCUCGCUAAGAAAUAUCGUGACCCAAAGACCCAUUUCCACAUUCCGUAUCGUGAAAACAAGAACCUGACUGGCACUGCGCGAUAUGCCAGUAUCAAUACUCACUUGGGAGUGGAACAGUCUCGUCGUGAUGAUAUGGAGUCCCUUGGCUAUGUCAUGCUCUAUUUCUGCCGUGGAUCUCUUCCAUGGCAAGGACUGAAGGCCGCUACCAAAAAACAGAAAUAUGACCGCAUCAUGGAGAAAAAGAUGACCACCCCCACUGAGGUUCUCUGCCGCGGAUUCCCCAACGAAUUCUCUGUGUAUUUGAACUACACUCGGUCUCUACGUUUCGAUGACAAGCCGGAUUAUUCCUACCUCAGAAAAAUCUUCCGCGACCUGUUUGUCCGAGAAUCCUUCCAAUACGACUACGUAUUUGAUUGGACCGUUUACAAGUAUCAGAAGAAUGCACAAGCGAUUGCUCAGGCAACUGGUAACCAAGCUGCUGAGGAUGAGGAAAAGCACCGUCGUCAUCCUGCCAACACUCAGAAUCCUCAGGUCAAGCCAUCGGCCCUUGCGGCUCCCCGUCGCAAGGUUGUGGAACGCAUCCCAAGUGGAACUGUCGAUACUCCCGACUCAAAUCGCGCCGUUGGGGGAACUGAAAGGAUGCUUCGUUCUGCUUCUAAGGGUGUUAAUGCGGGUGCUGGCUACACCAGUACUGCUUACCACCGUUCGAAGCGGGAUGAUGGUACUGGUGCUAAUUGGUACUGAUUUAUUUUGCGAGCGGUGGUUACUUCGUCCUUUUUAAGUCUCGGAUUUUCUUUGUGGUGUGGUAAUAUGCAAGCAUCUAGCAUAUUUGCCCACUAAGCUCUGAGACCUUUUCCUCGUUCUGAAUCCCCUCCAUUUUUAUGGUGUGUUUAGCCAUUCGUUCAGUCAUUUCUCGACCUCGGUUAUUUGUAAUCCAUGGAUAUCGUCGCUUCGGCCCUUCGCCCCAUCGCAGUCAACUUUCGUACGAUUAACUUGCGCCGGCGACUUUUAACCCCGUCGAGUUACUAUUUAUCAUGGAAUAACUGGAUGCAGGCUUUCAGAACAUAUUUUGUCUCCCUUCCUUGGCCCUUUCGGUUGCGCUUUUCGAUGAAGAUUAUUCACUUUGUUCAACCAAUACAGUCAGGGAAGUGGUACACGCUCUCUAAAGGGAUGUCCUAAGCGAUUACCACAAUAUGGUUCUAUCAGCCAUCGGUUUCCUGGGUUCCCAGAAAUGUAGCCCAGAUUUUCUCUCCCCUUCCUAGUAAUCAUCUUUUGUUCAGCCCACAUUUCCCACAUCCUAAAUUGUCAUUUUUUUUUUUGUUUUUCUUUUUUCCUUGUGAUGCAUUUUACGUUUGACGAAAGCAAAGGGGACGAGCAACAUUUAACAACGCGGAGAGGGUAUGUCUGAGGAGAACGGAUAAUGAUUUCCUGCUUCCCCGUUAUCAGCUCAUGAUUAAAUUGGUGGAAAUUAUUAUUCUCUUCAACUUCGACGCGACGCGGAACUAUUCCGCGCCGAUACCUCCUCUGCUCGGGAAAAUGGCGACGGAUUUAUGGCUUAGGGUCGCUUCCGGGGUGGUAUUUCGUCAAACGUGUUUCCUAUGCUUUGGAUUCGUAUUUCUGACUUCUUGUUGCACUUCCUGUUUCCACAAUUUUUCAUUUUUUCAAGGAGAAGAGAGGCCUAGGUAAUGAGGAGAGAGAGUGAAAGACGAUCCUGGGGUUUUGCAGCAGUGUUGGGAUACACACGCGUCUGGGGAGGUUCAUGAAGGCCAGAAGGUGAUGCUUUUUCUUUGACAUGCUUUUUCAAUUGCCCCCUUUCUUUCCUUCACGAAUUAUUUAUCUACUUUAUCUUCGUUCCCUCUUUUAACUACAUAUCUGUUAGCAACGCCAACAUAUUUUUUUUCUCAAUUGC